Messenger RNA from Symsagittifera roscoffensis, 1046 nucleotides. Its product is annotated as mite allergen Der f 3-like. The transcript has 3 exons. Gene Ontology annotation, biological process: proteolysis. Gene Ontology annotation, molecular function: serine-type endopeptidase activity. The record is from RefSeq and is a predicted model, not a curated record. NCBI's taxonomy places the organism in Eukaryota, Metazoa, Xenacoelomorpha, Acoela, Convolutidae. The coding region runs from base 89 to 931 and encodes 280 amino acids.
UAGCUUAAGUCAAGUGCUACAUUGUCGAGACAAAAGGUUAUUUGGGUUUUGUUUAUAUCAAACAACUUUGAAAACAUCCGAUUGAAUCAUGAAUUUGUUUAAUGGAUUUAAGUUUCUCGCUCUGAUUCUCAGCGGAGUUGGGACUUUUUUGAUAUCAGCCGAUGAAGCAAAAAAAGAACCGAAAAGUUUUUCUAAACUAGUGACCCAGUCCAUCAUUAAGGGCACUCCGAGUCGUUAUCAUUCGUUCUAUGUGCGAGUAACCACUUCGGAUCCUUUCUCGUGGUUGUUUUGUGGGGGUACUAGAAUUGACAGUCUAUGGGUUCUCACUGCAGCUCACUGUGUCAAAAACAGUUCCCCUGCUGAUCUGACAAUACAAGUUGGCGACUUUUCAAAACCUAAUGGAAAUAGAAAAUUCAUCAAAGUGACCAAAAUUUUCAAGCACCGCAACUUCGCAAUCCAGAACAACAAGCCUGUCAACAAUUUGGCCCUACUUUAUUUAUUCACGCCUAUCGAUGACCAGACUUCUGUGGUUCAUUUUUGCCAGGAGGCCCAAACUCCCGGAACCACAUUAGUCGCAGUUGGUCUGGGAUCUCUAUCCGAGAGAAGAGCAAUAUUGCCAGAAGUUUUACAUCAAGGUCAUUUCACGGAGAAACAGUACUUAAAAACAGUCGAGACUGGAAAAAUUGAACUGUGCCCUGAAAAUGAUAUAUGUACCAAUCCUGUUAAUUCGGGUACAAGUAUAGGAUCUAUGGACGAUGGAGGUGGUCUGUUUGCUCUGCCUUGUGACAAUAUGAGGACCGCAUGCUUGUAUGGAGUGGCAAGUUACGCCGUCACAAAAACGCAGAAUGGCACUUCGAUAGUCGAAGAGAGCGUGUUUGCAGCUACACAUAUGCACUUACUUUGGAUUUUAUCAGUAGUAGCUUUGGGCUGAAAAAGUUUUUAAGCUUUGCUGUUUUGCAGAAGAAAAUAAUUAAAUUUUUUUUUUAAUGAUAUACAACGAUUCUUUCAUAUGCUGGCAAAUCGUGUAAUUAAAAAACUAAACUUUU